UUUAAAGGUUAUAUAGCCCCUGUGACUAUUAUCUGCUCUCCCUCUCCAUCCGCACACAUUCUCUCUUUGAACUUUCCGUCAACCACUAUCAGCCAUGUCGACUCCUUACACCCUCCGAUGGGGAAUCAUUUCCACUGGUUGGAUCGCCAGCAUGUUCGUCAAGGACAUCUUGAUCAGCCCGACGACGCGAGAUGUGAACGACGUUGUUCACAAAGUGGCAGCAGUUGGUUCUCGGGCAGUGAAAAGUGCUCAAGAUUUCAUCGACAAGUAUGCAUCUGGAGACUCGUCAAUCAAGGCGUACGGCUCCUACAGCGAGGUCUAUGCGGAUAAUAAUGUUGAUGCGAUAUACAUCGGCACGCCCCACACAUUCCACUAUGAGAAUGCUCUGGCUGCUAUCAAGGCCAAGAAACACGUCCUGUGCGAGAAGCCUGUCACCUGCAAUGGCGCUGAGCUUCGUUCUCUCAUCGCUGCUGCAAAGCAGAACAAUGUCUUCUUCAUGGAGGCAUUAUGGACACGCUUCCAGCCCCUGGCUUUGGAAGUGAAGAAGAUUUCAGAGAGUGGCGUUCUCGGUGAUCCGGUCGCGUUGCAUGCAGAUCUUUCGGCCGACUUUGGCAUUGAUACUCUUGACAAGGGUCAUCGCAUACUGGCGCCUGAACUCGGGGGUGGUGGCCUUCUCGACUUGGGGCCUUAUCCGACGAUCUGGGCCAUCCUUGCUCUUUACGAGCACCCCUCGAACAAGAAGGCGCAGCCAUCAAGCAUCACUGGUGCUAUGUUAAAAACCCCCAUAACUGGCGUUGAUCGAAGCACAACUUGGACCGUCACCUUUGCUCCCAACUCGCCCUCGGAUCCCAACAAGCUUGCAGCCCAGGCCAUCUUAAGCGUGAACAUCAAUGUCGCGUCGAACAACACCGGGGCUGCCAUCAGAUACGAAAAGGGCAUCAUUACUAUCGACUCGCCCCUCUAUCUCCCCAAGUCUUUUACUGUGCAAUACUUCGAGAAGGGCGAGACUGUGAAGACGGAGACGAGAAAGUUUAGCCACGUCGGUCACGGAUUGCACUUCCAAGCAGACGAGGUCGCUCGGUGUAUCCGGGAUGGGAAGACAGAAAGUGACAAGUGGGGCCACGACAAAAGCUUGCUGGAGAUGGACAUUUUUGACGAGGUCCGGAAGCAAGGUGGUUACAAGUUCCCUCCCGGUGUGGAGAAAGUGCAGCUGUCUUAAGCGGCUGCUAUUCGCCAUAAUUUCUUGUCAUGUAUAAUAUCCUGUAUCUGCUAAAAAGAGCUGUUCAUUGACUGCAGCAUU
Molecule: messenger RNA, 1300 nt
Organism: Coniophora puteana RWD-64-598 SS2
Lineage: Eukaryota; Fungi; Basidiomycota; Agaricomycetes; Boletales; Coniophoraceae
Product: NAD(P)-binding protein
Exons: 9
Coding region: 95-1219 (374 amino acids)
Molecular function (GO): nucleotide binding
Source: RefSeq, a predicted model, not a curated record